AUGGCAGAGUCGCUACUUCAGCCAGUUGGCAGUCUGUCGCCAGCCGAGGCUCUCAAACUGGCCCAACAAGCCCCUGAGAUCUUGCGAAAGAACCCGAAAGCCUUCUCAGCAUCACCUUUGUCCUCCCUCUUCUCUACUCGAGAGACGGCCGAUACUUGGACGAUAUACGAGAACCUAAUGAUCGCAUGUCUUCAAACCGGUGACGAUGAAGCCGCCAACGAAUGCCUUGAAAGAAUAGUCAAUCGGUUUGGUGAUUCGCAUGAUAGGGUUUUGGCGUUGAAGGGAUUGGUCAAAGAGGCGACGGCGUCCAACAACUCGGAGCUGGAGAAGAUAUUAGAGGAAUAUGAAGCUCUGUUGCAACAAAAUGAUGCCAGUAUUCCCAUCCGGAAGCGCAAAGUAGCCCUCCUCCGAUCCAUGGGCAAGCUUCCUGAAGCUGUCACGGCGCUAAACUCCUUGCUUGACGUCUGUCCCACCGAUCCCGAGGCUUGGGCCGAGCUGGCCGACAUGUAUGUUACCCAGGGGCUGUAUUCUCAGGCCGUUUACGCAUUGGAAGAGGUUCUUGUACUGUCGCCCAAUGCCUGGAACAUUCACGCUCGACUCGGCGAAGUAUCGUUCAUGGCUGCCUCAACGGCAUCGGAGGGGGGGUCACAAAAACACUACGCAGAGGCUGUAAAGCGAUUCUGUCGCAGCAUAGAGCUUUGUGAUGACUAUUUGCGCGGCUAUUACGGCCUCAAGCUUGUUACGGAUAAACUUGUACAAAACACGCCCAAGUCCAAAAAGGACUCGGAGGGAUUCCAGCUACCUGACCAAGCAACCAUUGAGAAACUGAAUGAAACAGCUACCAAGAAAUUGGGAGAAAUUGUGCGCCGUAAUGGAGCCAAGGACAAGCUGUGGCAAGGUUACGACGCCAGAGAGAUUGCUGCAGCUCGAGAACUUUUAGACAGCUCAUCUGCCAGAGUGGUUCGGUAA
Messenger RNA from Metarhizium brunneum ARSEF 3297, 969 nucleotides. It is a transcript of the gene oca3, whose product is annotated as TPR repeat protein oca3. Gene Ontology annotation, biological process: protein folding in endoplasmic reticulum. The record is from RefSeq and is a predicted model, not a curated record. Gene Ontology annotation, molecular function: protein binding. NCBI's taxonomy places the organism in Eukaryota, Fungi, Ascomycota, Sordariomycetes, Hypocreales, Clavicipitaceae. Gene Ontology annotation, cellular component: EMC complex.